Molecule: messenger RNA, 1317 nt
Organism: Cryptococcus wingfieldii CBS 7118
Lineage: Eukaryota; Fungi; Basidiomycota; Tremellomycetes; Tremellales; Cryptococcaceae
Exons: 11
Coding region: 1-1317 (438 amino acids)
Cellular component (GO): Golgi apparatus
Source: RefSeq, a predicted model, not a curated record
AUGUCUCGUCCAGACGGCUUCAUCCAGCCAUACGCCCCAGUCGCACAGGACCCCUACACGCCCCCGCCGCCCUCUGCGCUCCACUCCCAGCACCAUCACAGUCAGAGUGAGCAGCAUCACCAGCAGUCGCCAUACCAGGAGAAUCAGAGAGACGACGCGUUCUUUCUGUAUAAAGAGGCCAAGGGUGAGAUCAUCAUGAACAACAAUAAUCUGGACGGGGGUGUCCCUCCGCUGUUUACCAAGUGGCAGAGGGUGUACAUGAUUAUAGCUACUGCCGAAGCUGUCAUCAUUUUUGGACUGUCUUCCACCAUCUUCGGUCUCGUCAAUGUGGAAGAAACGGAUACCAGGACGCGGACUCUGCCAGUAUACCUAUCCAUAUUCCUGCUCGCUCAAAUAUUCGCUCUCCUCUACGUCUUUGACGCCCUGAGAGCCCGUAACGUAGUCCAAGCGAUACAGUUGAUUCUCCACCUCUGUCUCAACUUUAUGCUCUUCCUAUACGCCAUCCUGCAGAUCCCACAAACCAGGAUCGCCUUAAGAGACGCACACGAAGACAACGCUGAAUGUGGGCACUUCGAAAAUUGCAUCGGCCCACACUCCCUCUGGAACGUCGUCCUCCCCUUACUCAUCAUACCCGUCAUCAUCUUCACUUUCGCCAUCAUCGCUUUUGGCACGUUGGUCCGCCGAUUGGCUGAUGAGUUUGGAUGGGAUGUGUAUCGAUAUACUGGAGCGUCCACCGAGAUCAAGCACAUGUUGAGGGCGUAUCAGACAUUGGUUUCGUUGCUGAAGCUCAUGCUGUUCUUCGCCACGGCUUUCUGCAUCGCAUACCUCAUCCUCAUAACGGCUUGGGAUUCCAAGAAAGCUGAGUUUAUUGUGACAGUCAUCGCCCUACCUCUCCUUUUCAUCCUUGUAUUGGCUUGUGGCUGGGCUCUGCGCGAAGAGAACAAGUUUGUAAUGUCAGCGAUCCUGGUGCUCAUGGUCGCAGGCAUGGCCUACUUCAUCUACAAAUUAUCAACCCUCUGGCUCCCCCGCACCUCCUCCCUCUACAUAAACACCCGCAUCACCAUGGCCAUCCUCUCCAUCUUCGCCAUCCUCAUCCUCUUUGUCACAUUCAUCUACGGCAUCAUCUGCAUGAGUAACUUUGGGAAAGGCUUGAGGGGGGUGCAUGAUAAUCCGAGGAAUAAGAUUAGUGUUUUGAGUUGCUUGCCUAGUGGGAAGGGGGGGUGGGAUGGGGAGGGGGAGUUGAGGGAGGAUGGGGAGGGGCAGGCUGGGUAUGGGCAUGGGUAUGGGCAGGGAGGGAGGAGGUUUGAGAUUGCGUGA